AUUCAGGAGGAGACUUUGAAAAAUGCUGGACUGCUCUUACAGAUUGAUAAUGCCAGACUUGCUUCUGAUGAUUUCAGGGUGAAGCUGGAAUCUGAGGUAGCCAUGCGCCUGUCUGUGGAGGGAGACCUUGGGGGUCUGCGUAAGACCCUAGAAGAAUUGAAUGCAAGUCGAGCUAGUUUGCAGGUGCAAGCUGAAAAUCUCCAAGAAGAGUUGGCCUGUCUCAAAAGAAACCACAAGGAGGAGAUGGCUCCUCUCCAGGGGCAUCUGGGGGCCACUGUCAACGUGGAAGUUGACUCCAUGCCUGGCAUUGAUUUACAAAAAACUCUGAAUGAGAUCCGUGACCAGUAUGAGGGCGUCAUGGAGAAGAACCGCGAGGAAGCAGAAGCUUUGCACCAAUCCCAGUGCGAUGCACUCAAUCAGGAGGUUUCUGUCAGCACUGAAGCUCUACAGAGUGCUCAGAUGAAGAUGGUGGAGUUGAAGCGGCUGAGCCAGGCUUUGGAGAUUGAGCUGCAAUCUCUUUGGAGCAUGAAAGGAGCUCUUGAGGGGACCCUGGCUGAGGUGCAAUCCCAUUAUGGGUUGGAGUUGUCACAGUUACAUAACCUUGUGGCUGCCCGGGAGGCAGAGCUGCUGCAACUGAAGUCGGAUGCCCAGAACCAAGAUGAGGAUUACAAGCGACUGAUGGAUAUUAAAAACAGACUGAAACAGGAGAUAGCAACCUACCACUGUCUUCUUGAAGGGUUUGAACCACCGACUUCUCCAGAACCUUUGGUAAGCCGAUGGGAGAAGAUGAUCAUUGAAGAACGGGUGGAUGGCAAGGUGGUGUCAUCCCGUGUGGAGGAGCACCAGCUUUGAAAGAUGCUGCCUUCCCUUUAGCAAUGUUGGCAGCACAAUGAUGAUGGCGAUGAUGAGGAAGAGGGGAAGAGAAUAGAAGCUCUGGAUGAGGUUUUUUUUGUUGGCCUGCAAAUAGAUGAGACUUUCAUAUAUUUUUUUGCCUAGGUAUCUAUUGAUUGUGACUUUUGGAAUUAUUUGAAGUCUUUAAAGUUUAAUUUCCACACCCUCCCUCGGAUUCUGUUGCAUAAUCUGCUAACUAUGUCUUGGAUCACACUAAAAACCACAAUGCACCAUAACGUGCCUUCUUAUGAUGGCACUGAAAAAUUUGAUCAAUGAUCAUUUUUUCACUCUUAUGACCAGGGGUGGGUUCCAGCCACCAUUACUACAAGUUCGGUAGUAAAAGGAAUUUCUCCGGGUGCGUACGCAUUUUCAUUUAAAAUGAUUUGUGCAUGCGCACACCAUUAAAAAUUACAUUUUUAAAAUGAAGAUUGUUCUGAGCAUGUGCAGAACAGAAAAUCAAGAUGGCACCGCCGAUCAUAGAACUGGUAUGGUUACGUGUCCACUGGGGUUACUACUGGACCGAAUUGGUAGGAACCCACCUCUGCUUAUGACCCUUACAGCAUCACCAUGGUCACAUGAUAAAAAAAUUAGACCCUUGGAAGCUACUUAUGUUUAUGAUGGUUGCAGUGUUCUGGGGUCAUGUGAUCAUCUUUUGUGACCUUCUGA
This is a messenger RNA of Thamnophis sirtalis, 1557 nucleotides long. The record is from RefSeq and is a predicted model, not a curated record. Lineage: Eukaryota; Metazoa; Chordata; Lepidosauria; Squamata; Natricidae.